AUGACCUCUCUGUUCAAGCUAGUGGCCUUGUUGUCAUUGGCCACCACCACCUCUGCCUUUAUCAACGGCGUCAACUUUGGUGGUUUGUUCAUCUUGGAGACAAGCUGGAUGUACGACAAGUUUGAAGCUGCAUGUGAGGCCGACUUUGUCGCCCAGCUGAUUAAGGAGGAUGGUCUUGACUACGCCAUCCAAACGUUUCGAAACCACUGGAAUUCCUAUAUCCCGGUCGAAUUGUACGACAUGCUGUCUGUGGCAAACAUCUCUCACGUGAGGCUACCCGUGGGCUUUCAUACCUUCGACACGCCAUUGACGGAUUUCAACACCACCAUGUACAACUACGGCUUGAGUGCUGAGGGCUUUGUGACGGGCGGUGUCAAUCACGUUUUGGAGGUCGUGGCUGAGCUCAAGGAUCGUGGCAUCAAGGUGAUUUUAGAUGUCCAUGCCCAGAUUGGAGGUGCCAGCAAGUGCUCCGCCUACUCGGGUUGGUCCGUGGCGAACGCUAAUGAGUCCUUCUGGCAAGGAUCACCCGCCACAAAUUCGGCCUCGUGCGCCAGUUCCGGGUUUUACCAAUCCCGACGAAGCUCGGACAAGACGUACCUCGAAUAUGGUGCCGAGAUGGUCACCGAGACCAUUGUCCCCUUCAUCGUCGGGCUCCAGCAGCACUCGGUCUACAGUGACACGAUCGUCGGUCUCGAGUUGAUCAACGAACCCGGCCUGAGCUGGAACAAUCUCGAAUCAGAGAUCCAGCAGUACAUCAUGGCGACUGCGCCAUCUGCCCACAAGCAGUUUUCGGAGGCCAAGCUCGACGUGCAGCUGAUCCUCAACUUUAUCAGCCCCAACCAAGACGGCAUGGCCGCCUGGGUCAAGGCCCAGCAAACGAGUGGGGCCCUGCCGGCCAUCCUCAUUGACUACCACAACUACUACAACUGGGACGGGCCGCUCACCAUGGAUGAGGCGCUGGCACGUUCUUGCAACGCGACCGAGACCGACUCGCGCUGGAGUCAGUACACCGAUGCGGGCUUGCCCACCUUCAUCGGCGAGUGGUCGACCGCCACCAAUCUCGGGGAUCCUGCCUUUUCCGACGUGGACAACGCCACGGUCGCCAAGUUCCUCUCACAUCUGUACGCCAACCAGGUCUCAGUGAUCCUCAACUCGAAGAACGUGGUGGGUCAUUGCCACUGGACAGCUCGUAUGGGUUCAGGUUGGGACCCACGUCCUACCUCAGCCGACCCCAAUGGCCGGCAAGACGAGGGCACCAGCUUCAAGAAGUCGCAUCCUUCCUUUGGCAAUCGCCUCUGGAAUUGGGCCGAGAUGAUGGACCUGGGCAUCUUCAAACCGCUCUUUGCGUUGGACGUGACCGGACGCUGCGCAUGCGAGGGUUGCCAGACCCACAUGUCCAACUAA
Messenger RNA from Monosiga brevicollis MX1, 1404 nucleotides. RefSeq lists its product as uncharacterized. The record is from RefSeq and is a predicted model, not a curated record. The transcript is spliced from 4 exons. NCBI's taxonomy places the organism in Eukaryota, Choanoflagellata, Craspedida, Salpingoecidae. Gene Ontology annotation, cellular component: cell surface; extracellular region. Gene Ontology annotation, biological process: glucan catabolic process. Bases 1 to 1404 code for a protein of 467 amino acids. Gene Ontology annotation, molecular function: beta-glucosidase activity.